AAAAAGCUUAGAUUCGUCUUUCUGGCGGAACCACCGGCCGUUUCAUAAGUUGAAGAUUAAAGAGGGUGGGGUGGGGCUGGGCCCCGCCCUCAUCUAAGCCCCGCCCCAGCCUCACUGUCUCCGCCCCGAGCCUUACCCUGUCCCCGCCCCAAACCCCGCGGACAUACCCUGGCUCCCUCGGAACUAUGACGGUGGUGACCUCGGCCCUGCGGGCGCUGCUAUUGUUGCGGUUGCUCUUGGCGGGCAGCGGGGGCGGCGGAGCAGGUGUUAAUUUUCGUUUUGCUUCCUAUAUUGGUGAUCACAUGGUGUUACAGAAAGAACCAGUUGGAGCUGUGGUCUGGGGUUAUGGAAAAAUUGGAGGCAUUGUGAUGGUGACUCUGCACCAAGCUCAGGAAACCAUCAUGAAAAAGAUAACCUAUGUGAAAGAACAGUCUGGGACCUGGAUCGUGGUAUUGGAUCCUAUGAAGCCUGGUGGACCUUAUAACAUGACGGCAGAGCAAAUCAUUAAGAAGGAGAGAUACAGCCAGACAAUAUAUGAUGUCUUAUUUGGAGAUGUUUGGCUAUGCAGCGGGCAAAGUAACAUGGAGAUGUCAGUUUCUCAGAUUUUUAAUGCUUCCGAGGAGGAGGCGAAGGCCUUUUCCUAUCCGUUUAUCCGCAUCUUUACAGUUGGUCUUGUCAAGGCAAAGGAGGAGCUAGAGGAUCUUACUUCAAUUGAUUUGCCAUGGUCUCUGCCUAGCCCUGAAAACCUGGGUCAUGGGAAUUUUACUUAUUACUCAGCAGUAUGCUGGCUGUUUGGGCGCUAUCUGUCUGAUAUCCUGAAGUAUCCUAUUGGGCUGGUCUCCUCCAGUUGGGGUGGAACACCUAUAGAAGCUUGGUCAUCUUGGCGGUCACUGCAAGCCUGUGGAAUCUCAAACAAAGCGAAACAGUUUCCUUUCCUCAGUCUAUAUUCUGGCCCCACUGACCAUUCUAUACUUUGGAAUUCAAUGAUUCAUCCACUACUCAACAUGACAUUAAAAGGAGUGAUAUGGUACCAGGGAGAGAAUAAUGCAUACUAUAACAAUGAUCUGUACAAUUGCACCUUUCCUGCUUUCAUUGAAGACUGGCGCCAGGCUUUUCAUUAUGGCUCUCAAGGACAGACACAGCGGCUUUUCCCUUUUGGGUUUGUGCAAUUAUCUACAACUAUGUCUAAAGAUGAGGAUUAUGCAUUCCCUAGAAUUCGUUGGCACCAAACAGCUGAUCUUGGCUAUGUUCCCAAUGUGAAGAUGCCCAAUACCUUCAUGGCUGUGGCAAUGGACCUCUGUGACAGAGAUUCUCCUUUUGGAAGCAUUCAUCCUAGAGAUAAACAGACUGUGGCCUACAGACUGCAUUUGGGAGCCCGUGCCAUAGCUUAUGGAGAGAUGCUUCCUUUUCAGGGACCACUGCCUGAAAAGAUAGAACUCUUAGCUGACAAAGAGCUUCUCAAAAUUGAAUACCACCAGAAAAUCCAGGUGCAGAAGGAGGAUGACAAGAUUUAUGAGAUCUCAUGCUGCAAUGACCAUCAGUGUAAGUGGAUUCCAGCCCCAAUGGGCAACUCCUCUUCCCAAACUCUAUCCCUUAAAGUUGAUUCCUGUCAUGGCACUGUGACUGCUCUCCGCUAUGCCUGGAGUACAUGGCCAUGUGAAUACAAACAGUGCCCCAUUUAUAAUCCUAGCAGUGCCUUACCAGCCCCACCAUUCAUCACAGUCAUUCCAAGUUAAGAUUCCUGGUUAUGAAAAUUUUGAGAAGGAAUGAGAAAAAAAAAAAAAA
Molecule: messenger RNA, 1785 nt
Organism: Sarcophilus harrisii (Tasmanian devil)
Lineage: Eukaryota; Metazoa; Chordata; Mammalia; Dasyuromorphia; Dasyuridae
Gene: SIAE
Product: sialic acid acetylesterase
Exons: 10
Coding region: 186-1736 (516 amino acids)
Biological process (GO): carbohydrate metabolic process
Molecular function (GO): sialate O-acetylesterase activity
Source: RefSeq, a predicted model, not a curated record